Aspergillus niger is the source of this 465-nucleotide messenger RNA. RefSeq lists its product as uncharacterized. Gene Ontology annotation, biological process: transmembrane transport. The annotation marks the transcript as partial. Lineage: Eukaryota; Fungi; Ascomycota; Eurotiomycetes; Eurotiales; Aspergillaceae. Gene Ontology annotation, molecular function: transmembrane transporter activity. The record is from RefSeq and is a predicted model, not a curated record. The transcript has a single exon.
UUCACCUCCGACCGCUACGUCAUCCAUCAAAAAGAAACAAAAGGCGACGCAUUCAAGCCCGAGUCGCGGCUAGUGCAUUUGAUUCUCGCUGCUGUGAUCCUGCCUGCGGGAUUUAUCAUCUACGGAUGGACGUUGGAUUAUCAUGUUCAGUAUAUCGUGCCACUGGUUGGAACGUGUCUUGCUGGCUUCAGCAUGACGCUUUCUGCUAUUCCAGCUGAGACUUAUGUCGUGGAUACAUAUGAGAUUCAUGGGGCUUCGGCUAUUGCUGCUGGGGUAAUAUUCCGGGCUAUUGCAGGGGCGUUUCUGCCCUUGAUCGGCCCGGCCUUGUAUGACAGUAUCGGGCAGGGAUGGGGAAAUACGGUGCUGGCUUUCAUUGCGGCGGCUUUCAUUCCGCCGUUGGGAGCGCUGAUGAUAUAUGGGGAUUGGUUUAGAAGUAAGGAGCGAUUCGGCAGGGAGGGACGGUAG